CCAGUUGGCCCUACUCUCUGGGAUUGAGUUUCACAGAUUCAGCUGCAAUGGGCGGUGGCACCUCGGAGCGCACAUCCCGCGUGACUGCCGAUCACAGCAUAGUGCAGGACUGCGGAGAUGCGCGUGAAGAGGAUGUGAGGGAAGCAUUCAAAGUGCUGAAGAUCACAGACGAGGAGCUGGCAGAGAUACGGCAACCGCGGGCACACAGGAUCCGAGUGGCCGGGAUGCGCAGAUAUCCGGCAUGGUCGCACCCGACCGGCGACACCCGCGACGGCCAGACUUCAAAUACCCGGACAAAAAGCAGAGGGCAGGUGCAAUCUGCAUCGCGCAGUGCCCCUAGCCGGAAGGGCAGCUGCAAGAUCCUGCAGGCAGGAUGGGACCCAGGCAAAACCACUCCCACAGCUGUAAAGGCAGGUUUAGACGAUAUUGCCUGUGGAUUGGAUGUCGACCACUUGCAGUGGAUUCGGCCUGCUCAAGCCACUUGCGGUUAGUUGGCUUGCGCCUCUGGCCGGGCAACUGAAGUGAGCGGUGCCAUCUCGGAGCGGCAAACCUACACAAGCUGAAAGAUUGCGGCAAGUGAGAGACGAACUCAGCUUGCUCGAUGUGCCCAACCGCAUGCUUGGCGAAAGCAAUGGCUGCAAUGUUUCAUGUACUCAUGCGUGCAACCCCCCGCCUCAGCA
Messenger RNA from Effrenium voratum, 680 nucleotides. The record is from the annotation of a GenBank genome assembly. Lineage: Eukaryota; Dinophyceae; Suessiales; Symbiodiniaceae.